Molecule: messenger RNA, 582 nt
Organism: Schistosoma mattheei
Lineage: Eukaryota; Metazoa; Platyhelminthes; Trematoda; Strigeidida; Schistosomatidae
Source: the annotation of a GenBank genome assembly
AUGGCGGAGUCAUUAAGUUUGCAGAGAGAUAUUAAUAGAGUGUUGGAGUUGUUGGAAAUACUUCAGAGAUGUCCUGAAAUACAACCGUCAAAGUUGGCAGCCCUACAGCGCAUACUGCAGUCAGACUUUUGCGACAUGAUUCGUGAAGUUUAUGAGCAUAUAUAUACAACUGUUGAUAUUAAUGGGUCGGAAGAAGUGAAAGCAAGUGCAACAGCCAAAGCUACUGUCGCAGCUUUUGCUGCAAGUGAAGGACACGCUCAUCCACGUGUCAUAGAACUACCAAAAACUAAUGAAGGUCUAGGUUUCAAUGUUAUGGGUGGUAAAGAACAAAAUUCACCUAUUUACAUAAGUCGAAUUAUUCCUGGUGGUGUUGCAGAUCGUCAUGGUGGUUUAAAACGUGGUGAUCAAUUGCUAUCAGUAAAUGGGAUUUCUGUGGAGAGUGAACAUCAUGAAAGAGCUGUUGAACUUUUGAAAUUAGCACAAGGUACUGUGAAACUUGUAGUAAGAUAUACACCACGUAUUCUUGAAGAGAUGGAAGCACGUUUUGACAAGCAAAAAGCUCGACGUCGGCAACUUAGUUAA